AGAUCCCUCCAAGCUGGCACAUCCAUCGGUUGGUGCGAGCCAUGCGUAUUACUAUAUAGCCAGCACUGACGAGGUGUACGUCCUGGUCGAGCUGCUCAAGAACAGCCAACAGAUUCGAGCUUUGUUUUCGAUUCAGUAUGGGGCAUGGAAGUGGUCCUGCUGCUGUUGGUGAUCAGCCAGGCUGCAGAGUCCUUCCCGCCAUCGAGGAGGAGCCGGAUCAGCCGGAGAUGACGAGGCUGGCCGAGCGAAGGAAGGCCAUCGUGGCCAGGAUGCGGGAGCUCCUCAGCCGCGCCGCCGCCGCGCAGUCUGCUCACUCCAAGCUCCGCCGCUCCACCGUCGCCACAGCCAAGAAAUGGAAGAGAGCCGUCGGCCGGAUCCAGAGGAGGAGCAAGAACCAUCAGCAGGUAGCAGCUCUGCAGGAAGACGGCGGCAUGCUGAGCUCGUCGUCGUCCGUCUCCAGCCAGAGCAGCUUCAGCUGGGACGCCGCCGCGGAGAGCUGCAGCUGCUGCUCAGCGUCUGCCAGCUGCUUGUCCCCUGCCAACGUCUCGCCGCUGCUGUGGCCGGCGUUCGUGUCCACACAGCGAGCCGAAGCGACGGAGGAUCAGCAGCGGCGAGAAAUGUCCUCGCCGGCGACCAGCGGGCUGCGGCUGUCAUGCGGCAGCUCCUGGUCGGAGGAUGAUGACAUGAGGAUGGCUCACUGGGUCACCACGGAUUCGGACUUUCUCGUGUUGGAGCUCUAGCCAUGGAGACGCUCAUCAAGAAGGUCAAUCGAGGCACAAGCAAGAACAUUUGCAUAAAGAUUCAGACAAGUCGAUCGCUACUGCACUGCGGCGGCCAGGGGACCUCUCUCUUCUUCUGCAUGGGCUAAGUGGGCCAUCAACAUGGGCCGU
Messenger RNA from Panicum hallii, 890 nucleotides. RefSeq lists its product as uncharacterized. The record is from RefSeq and is a predicted model, not a curated record. The coding region runs from base 138 to 740 and encodes 200 amino acids. NCBI's taxonomy places the organism in Eukaryota, Viridiplantae, Streptophyta, Magnoliopsida, Poales, Poaceae. The transcript has 3 exons.